AGUCGUGUUACACAGGGGAGCGCAUGGAGCCGGAGGCCGGCCCGGCGGCCGGGGGUAGCGGUCCCGCGGGGGGCGCCUCCGCGGGCGGGCAGGAUGCGAGAGAAGGGGGCUGGGCGGGGGGCGCUGGCGGCAACUGGAUGGUGGCUCACCCCACGUUCACAGAGAUGAUGUCCCUUGAUAUAUCUGACAGUGCUCAAAUCUAUGCUGCAUUCCUAGUUUACCUGGACCUCUUAGAAGGGAGAAACUGGCAUGAAGUUAAGUACGUUGGAUUAGCAGAACUGCAACUCGUAUGUUUACAUGCACGUGAAAGAGAAGAGGACAGUCAACAAGUUGUGGUGCCAGUACCUGUGCACAUAUCAUUAAGUCAUGAGAGGAUAAGAGAAAUCAUGCAGAAAGCAUCUCUCCCACAAGACAAACCCGAAACCCCACAGUCAGUUACUCUGGCCAUAGUUGAGUCAGAUUCCACAGUAGUCUACUAUAAAGUAACUGAUGGCUUUGUAAUGCCAGAUCCUCCUGAUGAUCCUGAAGAUAUGGACAAUAAACAGUGGAGAAAGAAAAGAAAGAAGCUUUUGAAAUGAUUAAGACAAAUAGACUUUUCUUGAACUGCUAUCCUCAGAAUUAAACAAAUCCAGGAACUUAUGCAUGUAAAUAAGUAAUGUGAUAAAGUCUCACUUCUGCAUAUCAAGCAACUGUUCACAGAGAAGAAUGGAGGCUUGUGCAGAUGUAUAGAAAUAAAAUGCUAUUUAAAAUAUUACAUGGGUCACACUUCUGAGACAGAUUGCUCCUGACUAAUCUGACUAAUAAAUGUACUUCUGAGAAGUUUUCAAA
Rhea pennata is the source of this 828-nucleotide messenger RNA. RefSeq names its product tRNA splicing endonuclease subunit 15 (gene TSEN15). NCBI's taxonomy places the organism in Eukaryota, Metazoa, Chordata, Aves, Rheiformes, Rheidae. The record is from RefSeq and is a predicted model, not a curated record. The coding region runs from base 24 to 578 and encodes 184 amino acids. Gene Ontology annotation, molecular function: nucleic acid binding. Gene Ontology annotation, biological process: tRNA splicing, via endonucleolytic cleavage and ligation. The transcript has 4 exons.